GCGCAAGAAACAAUAAUCGACGAUCACGCCACUGCCGAACUCCCUACAGCUUUCACCAGGAAAGCUCAAUAGGCACCUUAGGAGCAAGAGAAGGACAGAAACGAGGUCCUAUUUACGAUUCAUCCAUCUCCAGCUUCAACCGCCCCCAAACCCGACAACAAUGGCCCGCAACACCCUCCUCUCCCGUCUCCUCCUCCUCCUCCUCCUCGCCGUCCUCGCGCCCCUCGCGGCAGCCCAGCUCUCAAUCUACACGGCCUCCGAUAAGUACAAGUACCAAGGCUGCUUCAACGAGACAAACGACCUCCCCAACACGGCCCACGACCGCGCCCUCUCGGGCGGCGCAUCCAAAGUCAUGGAGGGCAACAUGACGGUGCCCCUGUGCCUCAGCUUCUGCAACAGCGGCGCCGAUAAGCAGUACACCUACGCCGGCGUCGAGUAUUCUCGCGAAUGCUGGUGCGCCCAGAGAAUCUCGGGCCUCGCGGUCAAGCUCGACGACAGCCAGUGCAACCUCCCCUGCGACGGCAACCAGGGCAUGGUCUGCGGCGGCGCGCUCAAGUUGAGCGUGUACAUGGUCAGCGCCGGCCUGCGGUCCUGGUCCCCGCCCGCGGCCGCGUCGUGGGCCGCGGUUGUCGUGGGCGGCUUGGCGACGUACGUGUUGCUGUAAUUCGUGGAUCAAUGAACCUGGUGAUGAGGUGUCAUGGUUGGUUGGUAUUGGGAGUCUUUUUUUCGAAUGGCGAAAAGAAUGGUUACACGACAGCAGCGUUUUAUUGUUUCUUGGAGGAUACCCCCCCCCUGUUUUUGAGUGUUUCUCGGACCUAUAGAAAGUCUCUGAAUUGAUGAUUUGUGUCUCACUCUCGCAGAGGA
Molecule: messenger RNA, 864 nt
Organism: Colletotrichum phormii
Lineage: Eukaryota; Fungi; Ascomycota; Sordariomycetes; Glomerellales; Glomerellaceae
Product: WSC domain-containing protein
Exons: 2
Coding region: 161-664 (167 amino acids)
Source: RefSeq, a predicted model, not a curated record